AUGAGUAAAAGUGUUGUGCGGUUCCACGAUGUGCACGACACACCAUAUGGCGCCUUUAGCCCACUGUCACCGCACCCGAUAGUCGUGCGCCACAAGCAGUACCCGUCGCUGCACCACUACUUCCUCACCGAGCGAUUCCGCGGCAGCCCGCUGGAGGAGGCGCUGCAGUCGGCGUCAUCGGUGUGGGAGUUGGACCGCCUCGUCAAGGAGGCGGAGCGCAUCGGCUGCCAGCGUGAGGACUGGAACCGAGUGAAGGUGGACGUCAUGCUUCUCGGCAACUACAUGAAGUUUAAACAGAAUGAUGGCGUGCGAAACAUGCUGCUGGAUACGGGCGACAAACUCAUCGUUGACCACACACCGGCGGACGACUUCUGGGGCGACCGCGGUGACGGGACGGGUCGAAACCUCCUCGGCGUUAUUCUCAUGGCGGUGCGGGACCGACUGCAGCGUGAGUCCUCCACCAAGGCGCGCAACAGGUGA
Messenger RNA from Trypanosoma grayi, 480 nucleotides. RefSeq names its product putative GTP cyclohydrolase II. The record is from RefSeq and is a predicted model, not a curated record. The transcript has a single exon. NCBI's taxonomy places the organism in Eukaryota, Euglenozoa, Kinetoplastea, Trypanosomatida, Trypanosomatidae. The coding region runs from base 1 to 480 and encodes 159 amino acids.